UCUCUAUCUCUUUUUGUGUAGUAAUGGAUACGGAUAUCAACUUUUUGCUGAAGAUGGCUUUACCGACCAUCGGAACCCUUCCCUUCAGCUUAGCCCUAGAGCAAUGGAGAUGGGAUGUAUUCAGUGGGAAAACAGAUGUGAAUGCUGGUACUGCCAGAUGGUGGCAACUCAAGAAUGACCUGAUUGGUGUCAAAGCUCCCGUGGAAAGAACAGAAGAAGAUUUCGAGGCAGGCGCCAUGUACCAUAUCAUCGUAACGUAUCCAUUCAUAGGAUACUAUAUUCGGACCAUCAUACAGUUCCAGUUUUACCAGUCUCUGUGCCAGGCUGCCAACCAUACAGGACCGCUCCAUAAAUGUGAUUUCUACCGGUCAACAGAAGCAGGCGAGAAAUUGGCAGCAAUGUUAUCUAUGGGGAGGAGCAAACCCUGGCCAGAAGCGAUGGAGGCCCUCACCGGUCAAAGAGAGAUGAAAGCCGACGCCAUCUUGAAAUACUUUCAGCCUCUAAUGGAAUGGCUUGAAAAAACGAAUGAAGGGAAUGGAGAUGUGAUCGGAUGGGAAUCGACAACAGGUUCCUCUGCGUCAUUGUGUGCCAGUAUGUGGAUGAUGUGUCUCGUCACCAUUAUUUCCAGCAUUAUAUAUUAAAGCAGUCAUCUCCAAUCAGGAGAAAAACAGGUCGCCAUACGAGAAUAAGGCACGAAAUUUCAUGAAUAGAAUGAACUGAGGCCAGAUCCAAUUUGACCGAUAGUUAUUAUAACCAUAAAUAUUACUCGUUUCCAUAUUAGUAAUAAUGAUGAUAUAAUGUGAUAUAUGGAAUGCCUAAGUGGCGACGUUAUUCUUCUAUCCUGGCUUCUGAGCAGAUUCAAUCCAAGCGUCAUAUAGCUUAGUAGUGUGACGUAUAAUAAUCCAUGUAGUCAUAAUAUAUAUUUCUAUUUAACCAGACAUCGUAUAACAGAAUGUGCCAAAAAAAAAUUAUAUAUGCUAGUACAUUCAAAUCACAUUGAUACGUCACUAAACAACUUUAAAGCAUCAUGUAACGCUACAUUGACAUUAAAGGCAGGCAUUACUUCUUCAGCAAGAAGGAAUUAGACCACCCAUCGAGCCAACGAGGUCACUGUGACAGGUGGCUCAGCUCUCAUUUAACAUAAGAAAAAGAGGAUCAUGGGGGACCAACAGGCACCGAUUGGGGAAUUUUUCUAUAUAGCGGGAGCAAGUGGCUACAAGUAGGACAGUAUGUGCCUUUAAGUGCCUUUAAUCAUAUGCUGCCCAAGACACAGCUUCAGUAUAAACAGCUUUAUGGCGUCUUUCGGAUGAUACCGAACAAAUACUACUCAAAGGUCAAUAAACUGUCAGAAUAUGAAAAUAUUUCCAUUCUGUAAUGUGUUGAAUGUAUACAAGUAUAUAAGAUUGCUCUCCAUAUGCAGUGUUGGCCCGGCUAAAACACUGCGUUUUCUCAGUUAAAAAAAAAACAUAU
This is a messenger RNA of Strongylocentrotus purpuratus (purple sea urchin), 1470 nucleotides long. RefSeq names its product angiotensin-converting enzyme 2. NCBI's taxonomy places the organism in Eukaryota, Metazoa, Echinodermata, Echinoidea, Camarodonta, Strongylocentrotidae. The coding region runs from base 24 to 641 and encodes 205 amino acids. Gene Ontology annotation, molecular function: peptidyl-dipeptidase activity; metallopeptidase activity. The transcript has 5 exons. Gene Ontology annotation, cellular component: plasma membrane. The record is from RefSeq and is a predicted model, not a curated record. Gene Ontology annotation, biological process: proteolysis.